This is a messenger RNA of Staurois parvus, 279 nucleotides long. The record is from the annotation of a GenBank genome assembly. NCBI's taxonomy places the organism in Eukaryota, Metazoa, Chordata, Amphibia, Anura, Ranidae.
UGGAGCCACAGUGUGGCGGUGGAGGCAGCAGCAAUGGAGGCCAUACAGCACCCUAUGGCAGAGUGUGGCGAUAGAGACAGCAGCAAUGGGAAGGCCGUACAGGGACCCAUGACACACUCUGGACCUGGCAGCAGCAUGAGGAGGCGGUAACAGGGGCCCAUGACAGAUUACGGGCCUGGCAGCAGCAUGAGGAGUCGGUACAGGGGCCCAUGGCAGAUUACGGGCCUGGGCAGCAGCAAUUGGGAGGCCGUACAGGGACCCAAGACACACUCUGGACCU